AUGGUUUGGCCUCAGAGGUCCAUUUUAGUCGUAGCAGUUUUCAAUAUGAACAUGAAUGUUAUUCUCAUUCUCCACUUCCUAUGUUUCUUUAUUUUAAGUACUUUGUUCAUUAAAGCAUCUGCAAUAAAUUCAACCUAUGAAUCUGAUAGAAUAAUCUACCUUCCUGGUCAACCUUCAAGCCCCUCAGUCUCACACUUUUCAGGUUACAUCACUGUCAAUGAAAACCAUGGAAGGGCCCUUUUCUACUGGUUUUUCGAAGCUCAGUCUGAACCCUCCAAGAAGCCUCUUCUUCUUUGGCUCAAUGGGGGACCUGGAUGCUCCUCUAUUGGGUAUGGUGCCGUUGUUGAGAUUGGACCUCUUUUAGUCAACAAAAACGGGGAAGGACUACAUUUCAACACAUAUUCCUGGAACCAAGAAGCAAAUUUGUUAUUUGUGGAGUCCCCUGUUGGAGUUGGAUUUUCUUAUACAAACACCUCUUCUGAUCUCACCAAAUUAGAGGAUAAUUUUGUGGCUGAGGAUGCCUACAACUUCUUGGUGAAUUGGCUACAAAGAUUCCCACAGUUCAAAUCCAGGGAAUUUUUUAUAUCAGGAGAAAGCUACGGUGGUCACUAUAUCCCUCAGCUUGCAGAGUUAAUCUUUGAUCGAAACAAAGAUAGCAGCAAAUACCCCUUUAUUAAUCUCAAAGGUUUUAUUGUAAGGAACCCAGAGACUGAUGAUUACUAUGACAAUAAAGGCCUUCUGGAAUAUGCAUGGAGCCACGCAGUUAUAUCAGACCAGCAAUAUGAGAAAGCAAAACAAGUAUGUGAUUUUAAACAAUUUGAAUGGUCUAAUGAAUGCAAUAAGGCCAUGAACGAAGUCUUCCAAGAUUACUCUGAAAUUGACAUAUACAACAUUUAUGCCCCGGCAUGUCCUUUAAACAGCACAUCCUCAGCUGAUGACAGCAACAGUAAUGACCCUGAAUCAUUUACUAAGGUGAGAAAUGAUUACAGACCAAGGAGGAUGAGAAUUUUUGGAGGCUAUGACCCUUGUUAUUCCAAUUAUGCAGAAGAAUAUUUCAAUAGAAAAGAUGUUCAGUCAUCUUUUCAUGCAGAUACUAAAAGAGGCACUGACGAAGCAUGGAAUGUUUGCAAUAACUCCAUAUUACGGUCUUACAACUUCUCUGUUUUCUCGGUCCUACCCAUCUACACCAAACUCAUCAAGGGUGGGCUUAAGAUAUGGAUUUACAGUGGAGACGCAGAUGGGAGAGUGCCGGUGAUAGGGACACGCUGUUGCGUCGAGGCUCUUGGAUUACCUCUCAAGUCUGGAUGGCGAACCUGGUACCAUGAUAAUCAGGUUGGAGGAAGAAUAGAGGAAUAUGAAGGAUUGACAUAUGUGACAGUGAGAGGAGCUGGACAUUUGGUGCCAUUGAACAAGCCUAGUCAAGCUCUCUCCCUAAUCCAUUCUUUCUUAACUGCCCAACAUCUUCCUACUCAUGGAUAA
This is a messenger RNA of Sphenostylis stenocarpa, 1479 nucleotides long. The record is from the annotation of a GenBank genome assembly. NCBI's taxonomy places the organism in Eukaryota, Viridiplantae, Streptophyta, Magnoliopsida, Fabales, Fabaceae.